AAGCAGUUGCCUAUCGAUAACAAAACAGCUGAUUGCCGGCGCAUGUUGUUUUUCUUGUGCAAUUUCCGUGAAUUAAAUUUCCAUUUUCUGUGUGAAAAACGUCCAUGAAGUGACCAAAAUGCAACGUGCACGCUUGCUGCCAAGCCUGUGCCUGCGUUGGCAGCGUCUAGGCCAACUAACCGGAAGCCUGGCCUGCUCCCCGAGCUCAGGACAGCGUUAUGCAAUUGCAAAGUCGCCGGUUGGGACUUUUCCGGCUUUGCUUGUGACUUCCAGCCAGCAGCAGCGUUUCCUCAGCACGGAAAGGAAAACCAGCAGACGCAACAACACUUCACCCAGGCCUCCAGCCAGCAUCGAAGAGGUUUGGACUCAAUUGGAGACGUACUAUCAGCAGCACAGCCUGCUCAACUAUGACCACUGCCAGCGGGUGCUCGAGCACCUGCAGGCCAAUAAGGCAGGUACUGUGACUGCCGAGCAGGUGCACUUCCUGCUGGGAUCGUGUGUGCCCGAACUGCUGCCCGCACAGAGUGCACAGCAGAGGCUGCAGCUCUUCCAAAACCUGUGGAAACAGCUCCUCAAGCUGGGACAACAGCCCACGUUGGCUCACUACCAAACGCGACUGCAGGUGUUGCGUCAAAACCGUCUGUCCCUGCCCGAACAUCGAUCCCUGCUGGCCGAGAUUGCUAUCUACCAUGGAGCCGCCGAUGCUGGCCUGUACAGCGAACUGUUGGACGUGGCCUGCUCGGCGGGCAACAUGCGCCAGGCCAGUGAACUUCUAGCCGAGAUGCGUGAGCACAGCUUUGCCCUCACCGAACGUAACUUUCAUUCGCUGCUUUUGGGCCAUGCCCGCAAUGGAGAUCUGGCCGGAACAGAGUCUGUGGUGGCCAGCAUGCGUUCUGCUGGGAUUCAACUGGGCACCAGCACCACCGAGGCCCUGCGAUUCGAGGCGCUUGUGGAGAGCGGUCAGCUGGAGCGGGCCAAGGAGGUGGUGCUACAGGCCACAUCCAGCUUCAGUCAUGCCCAGCUGCUUCAAAUGCUAAGAGCAGUGCUGGCGGCCAAGGAUGUGGAUGUUCAGCUUGUCCAGCAGCUGGUGAGCGAAAUGCCCAGGGAAUUCCUCACAGGACUGGAUCUGCCGUCUGUCCUGAAGAGCCUUUGCAUCCAGCUGCUGCAUGAGAGUCGUCCCCAGGUGGUCAUCCAGCUGGUAGGUGCCUUGCCGGCGCCCAAUCACACCCAGAACCAGAAUGUGGACGAGUAUGGCAGCCUGUUGCUGCAGGAAUUCUUCCGCGCCAAUAUACCUGUUCAAGAGACUCUACAGUUUGCCCGCCAGCUGGUCCAGCGUGGCCAGAAUCCCCGUGCCCUACACCUGCUGGUGGAGUUGGCCCUGCGCCGCCUGCCUGUGGCGGCUUUGAGCUGCCUGGAGGCCUUGGCCGCCGCUGGAGAGGAGCUGCGUCCUCACUACUUUUGGCCUUUGUUACUGCAUCAUUAUAGACGCGAGGGUGAGAGUGGAAUGCUGCGCCUGAUCUCCGAGAUGCAACGCCUGCGUGUGGAGUGCGACGAGGAAACCCUGCGGCAGUACCUGCUGCCGAAUCUCACCCAAAGCUUGACGCAGCCAGUGGAGAGUGUAAAGGCAUUGGAGGCGGUGGGCGUGAAACCCUCGCAGUCUCUAGGACCUAUUCUAGGUAUACUCCUGCAGCAGCACCAGUUGCCCGAAGUCCAGGAGCUGCUCAAGCGCUAUCCCACGCGUCUGGAUCUGGGGACACUACUUCAACCCCUGUGCUCGCUGGCAGUGAAUGCGAGGGCCACCAAGCGUUACGAGUCUUUCGCCCAGCUGAUCCAAGCUCUGCAGCUAAAGGCACUCCAACGGGAAGAGGACUUUGUGGGCGCCCUGCUGCUUCAGAUGUGUGGACCUCAGACACGCCUGCGUCAGGAUCCGGCAGCCCUGCUAAGCUUUGUCCACGAACUGCAGCGUUUAGAGCUGCAAAUCUCACCCACAGCCGCCGAGGCUUUGCUUUCACUAGCCCGCCAAGCCGUCACCAAGACGGAGGAGGAUAUCAGCCAAAACCUGGCCAAGAUUUUGCAAAAGAUGCGCAACUCUAAGCUGACCCUACCGGCAGAUGCCGCCUCCCUGCACGGCGGCUUUAUCAAGCAUCCGCGGGACAUGAGCCUGGAUGAGCUGGAGUGCCACCUGGUGGAGCUGGAGGCCAAGCAGCUGAAUCCACGUGGAGUGUUGCGCCGGCUGCUGCAGCUAACCGUGCGCAGUGGUCGCCUCGAAAGGGCGCAAGAGCUGCUGGCCAAGUGCCAGGCCCUGAAAGUGCAAUCCAGUGCCGGCAUGCUGGCCUCUAUUUUGGAUCUUCACAUCAAGUUGAGUGAUUUACCGCGCGCCCAGAAAACGUUGGAUCAACUCAGGAGCAGCUAUCCAGCCUUCCAGCUGGACGAGCACAAGCUCAUCGACUUUGCUGCCUUGUUGGUGCGCGGCGAGCAGCUGAAGGCCGCCAAGCAGCUGCUGCGUCAGCGUUCGGAGAACCACAAGAUUGUGGGCGGCGACUAUGUGAUCAAGAAUGUAUGGCAGCUGCUCAACAAUGUGGCCCAAAUGGCUGCCUCACUGCCUCCAAGUGGACCCGAGGAGAAGUCCAGGAAUCACACCAGCGAAAUGCUAGACUUUUUGCGUGGCCUGGGCUACUGUCAGUCCCACAAUGCCUUGCUGGGACCUGUGGUGCGCGAGUGGCUGCUCAAGGGUGACCUGGAUGCAGCGGUGGAGGAGUUCCAGCGGCUGGCCACCAAGCAUAAGCACACGCCCCUGCAGUUUGAGAUGCUCUCGCUGCUGGUGCGCCUGGGCAAUGGCGAUGAGGAGGAGCUAAAGCGUUUCCAAACCAGCAAGACGACGACGACACCUCAGACAGCCCAGCAGCAUCUGUCUUCGGUCACGAGCACAGUGAGCCGUGUGCAUGGUUCCGCCAACAUGAAUAGUGCCCUUCUACUGGCCCUGGCCGAGUCUGGAACGGAAACCCAGCUCCGUCGGCUGAUCAUCAACCCCGAGUUCCGUAUCAAUCAUGAGCUGCUGCUCAAGAACUGCGAGCAUUUGGGCCAGGAGGGAGCUGUGCGCACGCUGCUCCGCUUGGCGCGGGGAGUACGAGGCGUGCAGCGAACCAUUGACGAGCAGAAGAUUUACGAUCUGCUCCUUGGGCAGUUUUGCCGCAGCAAUGACUAUGAGGCGGCGCUGAAUCUGUUUGAGCGCCUGGAGGCCGACGAUGAGCUGAAGGUGUCGCAGGAGUUUCUGCGCAAUCUGGUGCAGUUGCUCAAUGUCAAUCAGGUGGAGAUACCCAGUGGGAUAGCCCUGAGGGCACAGAUUAGGUAGCAAAAUG
Drosophila kikkawai is the source of this 3359-nucleotide messenger RNA. It is a transcript of the gene Lrpprc2, whose product is annotated as Leucine-rich pentatricopeptide repeat containing 2. Gene Ontology annotation, cellular component: mitochondrion; nucleus. Gene Ontology annotation, molecular function: protein binding; mRNA 3'-UTR binding. Gene Ontology annotation, biological process: regulation of mitochondrial translation. Lineage: Eukaryota; Metazoa; Arthropoda; Insecta; Diptera; Drosophilidae. The record is from RefSeq and is a predicted model, not a curated record.